AUGCUCAGAGAAUUCCUGCCCCUGCUUUGCCUUGGGCUUGCCCUGGGCUUUGAAGACGAGAAAAAGAAUGAGACGCUUCCCAAACCCUCCCUCAGUGCCUUGUCCAGCUUAGUGGUUGGACACAGAGAUAACGUGACUCUGAGGUGCCAGUCUCACUUCCAGAACGUGACAUUCAUGCUGGGGAAGCUGGAGGACUCCGGGUACAGGCAGGAGCAGAGAUCCACAGGACACAAGGCUGAAUUCCUCCUCACUCACCUGGAACCGAAGGAUGCUGGGAUGUACCUUUGUGCCUACAAGACAAUGGUCUCCCAGGAGUGGUCAGGGGAGAGUGAAUACCUGCAGCUGAAGGUCAAAGCCAAUGGAUUAAUCUUUGCUGCCACCUUCAGCUGCCUUUCCAUUUUGAUCCUCUUCCUCUCUGUCUUCUUCAUCAACAGAUGUACCCAGCAUGGUUUGUCACAGGAAGAAUCCACCAAGAGAACCAGCCAUUCCGAAUUUCCCAAGCAGGAGGCUACAGAUUUAUCCAACCUGGAAAGGAUAUCUGUCUCGAGGUGA
Neomonachus schauinslandi (Hawaiian monk seal) is the source of this 552-nucleotide messenger RNA. RefSeq names its product V-set and transmembrane domain containing 1 (gene VSTM1). Bases 1 to 552 code for a protein of 183 amino acids. The transcript has 8 exons. NCBI's taxonomy places the organism in Eukaryota, Metazoa, Chordata, Mammalia, Carnivora, Phocidae. Gene Ontology annotation, cellular component: plasma membrane. The record is from RefSeq and is a predicted model, not a curated record.